CAGAGGAUAUCAGAUCCACAUAGAGAGCUUCCUUUCACAAAAAACACUCCUCCACUGAAAAUGGAACAACUGGAUCGCAACGCGCCCCCGUAUCCAUGACCAAAUAAGAGCGAGCGAGCACUUAUUGUCUUUUAAGGAUCGCGCUGACCGGUCAUCUUGUCAUUUUACAAGAGACACGUUCAUAUUUUUUAGAGUAUUUCCAAAUCAUUUGUGUUAGGUGUAGCUCGUCGUUUCUGUGGAUUAUAUGAAGGUGGUUGGAUCUUGAAGACGGAGUGCGUCAAGUUAGCGCACGUAUCCAACAAGUGGAUGCAUGAAUUCGCUAGCAGCAGACUAAAAACGCAAACAGCCGGUGUCUUGAAAUCCUAUAAAUCUGUGUAUCGGUUGAAAAGUAAUAGACUAAAAACCUACGCUUAUUAGCUCAGAUUGUCAAAGGAGAUGAAUGUGUUAGCGCAUAGUCUGAGCCUGAGGUAGUUUUUGUUGUAUCUAGUGACUUUGUGUCAAGACAUUUUAAAGCAAAUAAUCAAACUGCAAUGAGGUAAGACAUUGUUUUUCUGCUCUCCAGUCAUUGACCAAAAGCAAGAUUUCGCUGCGGUAUCCACCGUCUCCCACCUCACCCCUCUCCCCCCAUCCAUGGACUCGCUUUUCCCUUCCCUCGGUGACCGUGGGGGGAAGUUGGGAUCCUCUCUUUAGACAUUUCUGUAUGAGGAGGGCGCAGCUGGCACCUAAAGGUCGCAGUCAUGCCGAUGCACCCAGUCUCCUCCACGUUGAUGUACCGGGGGAUCUGCACCAUCCCUGACCUCCUCGCCUACAGAGCCCCGCCGAACCUGCCCGAAGACGAGAUUGAAGAGAUCCGCGAGGCCUUCAAAGUGUUUGACCGCGAUGGGAAUGGGUUCAUCUCAAAGCAGGAGCUGGGGAUGGCGAUGCGCUCCCUGGGCUACAUGCCAAACGAGGUGGAGCUGGAAGUCAUCAUUCAGAGACUGGACAUGGACGGCGAUGGCCAGGUGGACUUUGAGGAGUUUGUCACUCUUCUGGGCCCAAAGCUGACAGCAGCUAGGUUGCCAGAUAAGUUCCACGGCACUGACUUUGACUCUGUAUUUUGGAAGUGUGACAUGCAGAAGUUAACGGUGGAGGAGCUGAAAAGGCUCCUCUACGACACCUUCUGCGAUCACCUUUCUAUGAAAGACAUCGAGAAUAUCAUCAUGACUGAGGAGAACCACAUAGAGAACCCCGGGGAGUGCCAGGUGGAUAUAGACAGUUCCAGCCCGACCGUCAAGCAAACUUGUGUUCGCAAGAGCUUGAUUUGCGCCUUUGCCAUUGCUUUCAUCAUCAGCGUCAUGCUUAUCGCAGCCAAUCAGGUGCUGCGGAGUGGCAUGAAGUAGGAGCAGCGGCAUUUUCAGCCUUGACUACCACCUAAAGGCUGCCUCACGGACACAUGACUAUAAACAUAAAGCUAAAAAAUAUAAAACGGAUACAACAGACAAUCACGCAGCUGUAAAAUUGGCAAAUGACUGCGAGAAAAAAAAUGGAGUCACAGAAAACAGAUUUGUCAGAAACAUGCUGAAAACUUUCAAGGACAACAGGACCUCACAUAGACAGAGAAAGUGGUGUGAAGUGGACGGCUGCCUAUACAUAUCACUCAUACAACAUUUAGUAUCCAUUAGCUAUGUGCAUUUGAGCAGUGUUGCAUUCAGUAAGGUGGCAGCUAUAAAGAGAAGUGUUUUGACUGUCCAGUUGUGUAUUUGUCCAGUGUACCAUGCCGUUUAUUAUAAAGCAGUAGAAAGAAAUCUGUGAAAUAUUGUGGGCACCGUUGGAGAAAAUGUAUUCCUGAGGCUGGAAGGUGUUGUUAUGUGCAAGGUCUGGAGUUCACAGUGUUGUGGAGAUAUUGUAUACGGUGCAACAUUGUUCAAGAACAAUUUGUGUAUAAAGAAUGCCUUGGUAUGAAACAAAUAUCUGCAGGGAGGUGCAUGUGGUUGUGUGGAUAGUUUCACUUAUUCACAGGCUGCAGGGUUAGCAAGGUUACCAGCUCGCGGGAGGAAUUGUGUUGAGGUCUGAAGGGACAGGGGCUUUGCAGGCCUCUGAGAAUGACCUUCAUCUAUGCAUGAAAUGCAUGGAUUUAAACAGUCGCCGUCUUGACACAUUUGUAAAAGUUAUUCUCUAUGUAUUAAUCAUAAUGACUGUAACAGCUGUUCUCAAUUACUUAACGACAACUGUGAGCAAUUAUGUGCGGUGCCGGGUGUCAGCAAUCACAACAAAAGCAAAGCAUACAAAUGCAUGAAAAAGAAGGGCUGCUUUAGUACAUGCUCUAAAAAAAAGAUUUCCAGGAUUGCUAAACUGCUGACCUUGCGCCUGAUGACCACUACCACCGUAGAGUUAGAUAUGUGUCUUGCAACCAUUUUAAAGAAUAUGCAUUGGAAAUCAUCUGGUUGGUAGUACAGCUGAACAGGAAUGUAUUUUUAUUUUAUUUUUUUCUGUCUGUAUGCGUUGCGAAAGAGCAAUAAAUGUAUGUAAAAUAUACAUCUUAUAAUGCUUGAUACAGACAGGAAUCUUCAAAAAAAAGUAACCCCCAGUGGACCUAUUAACUGUUAGGGUCAGAAAAGUUGCGAAAGCACUUUCCAAAUGAAGGUUUUUGCAAUACAACAGAGACCCUCUUGUUCUGUGAGACGCAGACAGAUGAAUGGGAAUAUGUGUGUCAGAAGCUGCAUAGUGCAUUGAGGUUUGACAGGGGCCAUAUGGUGUAAACUGUUGCAAUAAAACAUAAAUAUCUGUGAGGCCACCACAUGAAUAUGAUUGGGGUAGAUUAGAUUGUUUUGCAUGCAUCUGGGUUAGUUCCCUCAUCAUCAGUGUGUAUUGUACAUACAAAAACAACUUCAACCAAAGCUUUGGAGGGAUCUGUGACAGCAGAAUUAGGCCACACAACGAAAGUGAGCUCAGAAAACAACAAUUAAUUUAACAUUUUAAUUAUUGAGAUGAACCCAGACAUCCUGCAUAAGUCCCACAGCUUCCACUCAAAUGUUUUAAUCAGUAACUGAAACCAAAUAAAAAGGCAUAAAAGGUCCUUCAAAAUGCCCUCAAAAACAACACACUGCGAUAAACAGUUGAAAUCUAAAUAAUUCACAUCUUCUGAAUUUCUCUAUUUAGGAUCUCUAUUGGCAGCUUCCCAAACUUGGAUCCCAAACCAGGGCCAAAACCUCAUUGAGAGGCAACCCAUUUAGACAACCCUAUCAACAGGAGCCAGGCAGGAUAAUGAUUAUCUGAUGCACCCAGGCAAUUUGUCAAAAGUGUCAACUCUGUGGGGAACACACGUAAAAAAAGGGAGAAAAAAGCCCAUUUGUUAACAGAUACCUUUGUUUCCAUUUUUGCACUUUACGAUGUGCUGCAGCGCACAACAACUCACCGUCAUGAUUGUUCAUCCGAUUCCUCAUAUAGUUAAGGCCUGAAGAAUUACAUUUGGGCCUAAAAAAAUAAUUACUUUACCAUAGAUGUCUAUUUUUGUGAAAAGGAAAUAUUAUGGAAAUAGAUAUAACUGACUGACAAAAUUCACGUCUCGUUCAUUUUCUAUCAUAUCAUCACCAAGGGAACAUUUUCAUUGGGAAUAAAGUUAUUAUAUUCAUUUGAUUGUUGCCUUAUUCUUUGAGACACUUUUGCAUUGUGCAUACUCAUAAAAUCACUUGUACAAACCAAUAUUUAUUUUCUUUUUACCGAUGAAAAAAAAAUGUAUGAACAUGUUGAUAGUCUACUGAAUGUUCUAUUUCCAUUGUAUUGUACUUUGAUACCUGUCUUUGGAUCUUGGAAAUGUUUAUUGACAGUGUGAUAUCUGUUCAUUGACUCCACCCAACGUUCUAUGUCUGUGGAAUGGUAUUUCACAAUAAUAAAAUAACUACCAUGUUA
Trematomus bernacchii (emerald rockcod) is the source of this 3888-nucleotide messenger RNA. RefSeq names its product calcium-binding protein 7 (gene cabp7a). Gene Ontology annotation, molecular function: calcium ion binding. Bases 738 to 1379 code for a protein of 213 amino acids. The transcript is spliced from 5 exons. The record is from RefSeq and is a predicted model, not a curated record. Lineage: Eukaryota; Metazoa; Chordata; Actinopteri; Perciformes; Nototheniidae.